GGAGGGAGGUAAAGCGGAACGCAGCUCAGUUGUUGGAGAGUGAAUUUGCCGUAAAUUGACCAUUUCAUUAACGUUGACAGCAAAGGUAAAGCGCUGACCCUUUGUCUCAGUAAUACACAGAUUAGACAGAUUGACUCCGGCUCCUUAUUCCGUUAUAAAAUGAAGACAAAGUUCCCAUGCGGCGAGGAGCAACCCAGCUCCCUGGAACUGCUCAUUAGUACAGCCGGGGGUCUCAUGACUGCGCAGCGGGGCGUGGUGGAGCCGGAAGUGGUCGGUGUAGUUGAGAAACAAGAGGACGCACCGGAGCCCAAAACCAGGCGCAAAGCGUUCCGCUGGUGUAAGGAAUUCCUUCCCGGGGCGUGGAGGCUUCUGGAGGAGGAGCGCUUCCAGAUCUCUGUUAUACGGGGCGGACUUAGCAAUAUGCUUUAUCUCUGCUCAUUACCUGAAGAUGAAAAAUCUUUGUCCAAUGAACCAAGGAGUGUACUGCUUAGGAUAUAUGGCGCCAUUCUACAGAUGUCUUGUAACAAAGGUGACAGUCAAGAGACUCAGAGGCAGAACUUUUUCCAGGGUGCAGAGGCCAUGGUAAUGGAGAGUGUAAUGUUUGCCAUCUUGGCUGAGAGAUCUCUUGGUCCCAAGCUGUAUGGAAUCUUUCCACAAGGACGCCUUGAGCAAUUCAUCCCAAGUAGGAAGCUGGAAACUAAUGAACUGACCCUUCCUGACUUAUCUGCUGAAAUAGCUGAAAAAAUGGCUCGUUUUCAUGGUAUGAACAUGCCGUUCAACAAGGAACCAAAGUGGCUUUUCGGCACAAUGGAAAAGUAUCUGCAGCAGGUGCUGAAGAUUAAAUUCACAAGGGAAUCCCAUGCCCGCAAACUGAAUAAAAUUUUGGGUUAUGAUCUGCCCAAGGAAAUGAGGAACCUGAGAUGUCUGCUGGAAGCCACUUCUUCACCUGUUGUGUUUUGUCACAAUGACUGUCAAGAAGGUAACAUCCUUCUGUUGGAUGGAAGGGAGAAUUCAGAAAAACAGAAACUCAUGCUCAUAGACUUUGAAUACAGCAGCUACAAUUACAGGGGAUUUGAUAUCGGGAACCAUUUCUGUGAAUGGAUGUAUGAUUAUACAUAUGAAAAGUUUCCCUUCUUUAAAGCAACCUUUUCCAGAUAUCCAACAAGGAAACAACAGAUUCACUUUGUUAACAGUUACUUGACAGAGUUUCUCCCUGGGUUUGAAAACAUUAGCAAUGAAGAGCGGAGCAAAUUGGAGAAUGAAUUGUUAAUCGAAAUUAACAGAUUUGCUCUUGCAUCUCACUUUUUCUGGGGUCUUUGGUCCAUUGUUCAAGCUAAAAUAUCCUCAAUUGAAUUUGGAUAUAUGGAGUAUGCAAUGGCAAGAUUUGAUGCUUAUUUCCAACAGAAGAGAAAAUUAGGUCUGUAAUGUGUUCAAGUGGAGACGCAUCCAUCUUUACGAUAUGGCCUUGCAACACCAUUAGGUGUGUCUCAAUGAAAUGUGAUAUUUUUUACACGCUGCGAAUUGUGUAAGCUACUCUGGAAUCGUUGGGGCUUCAGUCACCCUGUAGCCAAUGAGAACUAGAAUAUUUAAAGCACUAAACCAACAGCGAAACGGAACAGAAACAGCAACAAAAUAUAUCAAUAUGCAUCUUUGUGAAACCAAGUUAAAACACAACUUUAUUCAAUGAAUUUACCCUCUAAGGGCAAGAAGAUCAGUUAGAUUUUUUUUUUUUUUUUUGAAAAAAAAAAAAAAAGUUUCAAGUUGAGUUGAAACUUGUGAACCAUUAUUUUGUGUUGUUCAAAACCCUUUUGUCUGUAUUGUACAUAUUGUAUAUGUUUAAAUCCUGUAAUAUUUAUAUGCUGAAAAUUUCCAAAAUGUGAAAUGAAGCUCCCGUCUCUGCCAUUUUAAAAUGGUGUUUUAACACCUUUCUGCAGCCUAGGGCUGUGACUUUAUAUUUUAGUUUUGAAUGUAUAUAAUACACAAACACAGUUCUUCAUAAAAUCCAUCAGAUUUGUUUGAUGAAAAAUAGUGUUUCUCUGGUAUUCCCCCCCAGGUACUCCCACUUAGAAAAGCUUAUUGCAGUAAGUUGAGUACUUGGUAUCAUUAAACUACAGUAUUUCUUGUGUAACACUGAUAUAAAUGAGAAGGAAAGGGUUAAUCAUUGGGAAGAUCAUAAUUGCUUACCUCAGCUGCCCGGCCAGAACAUCUCAUCACUUAAAAACACUCUGGCCCUUGGAACUAUUCUAGUGAGCCCUGUGCCGCUAUCUUUACUUUUCCAGGCAUCCCUUGUGGCUGGAAAAAGUAUCCCUUGUGGCUGCUUUGAGGCUCCCAAACUCAAUCUUGCUCUUGUUCCAAGUUGGUGGUUGUGGGUGGCCAAAAUGCUCAACCUAAUUGUAUUAUGAGUGCAGCCCUACGCACAUCUAGGUAAGAUAAUGAACGCCCCCCCCUUUUUCAAAGUUUUAAUAUCCUAUUCAUUGGCGUCCAUAAAAUACUAAUAAGCAAAUCUACAUGCAGAUCUUUAUUUUUCUGCAUGUGUCUCCAGUUGCAGACUUGCACAAAAUAGAAAUGGAAAAAUCUUCUGGAGGAUUAAAAGAUAGGCCCAUAGGGUUCUUCCCUUUAUUACUGUAUCCACACCAUUAUUUCUUCUUAUUAAUUUGUAAAUGAUUUUGUUCUUGAUGGCUAUAUCAAUGCCCUUUUCAUUGUGACAUCCAAUCUGUGAUUUGUAUUUUCUGCUUAGAUAUGCAGGUGAAUUACAAUGUGAAACUUACUUUAUAUGUCUGUGAACGGUAUAGUGGGGAGUGUUUACAUUUUGCUGGUAGAGGUAAAUCCAGAAUUACCACAAAGGAGGUUAAAAAAUGUGGUUAAACCCCUCGAAAUAUGAUUGGAUAGAAGUUUAAAAGCUCUUUUUUUGUUUGUUUUUUUUUUUUUUAAAUAACUCUGCUUUUGUUAAACCUCUCAGUAGUACAAUUGUUAACUGUGAACAAUGUAUCAGGAUUGUAGUAACGGUCUUCUGUAAUUUCUGUUAUUUAAAACAAGAAUGUAACUUUUAUUUUCUUUCUUUCUUUCUUUCUUUCAAUGUUCAACACUGAAAAAAAGAAUGGCUAUCCUCUUUAAUACCAUGUAUUGUCAGAAAUCAAUGAAUGAACUUGAAUUUUUUAAGUGAUGACAUAUUAUUCCCAGAAGUUCCGAAUGUUUUUACUGUAUGUUCUAUGCGUAACGCGACUUAUGAGUCAAUUAGUCUGCCAGCUUAUAAUGGAAACUGUCCAUAUCAAAUAACCAAUGCAGUCAUUUCGGUUCUGACUUUGAACACUGCUCUUAUAAGCAAAUUUUGCCAACGCUAAAAGAAUUUUGCAGAAAUGAGCGAUAUCCUGCCACAUGCAAUAUGGCCAACAUGUGACCACUGGCUGCAGAUGAUUUGCUUGUUGGUAUUGCUACAGUAUUUUUGACCAAAACUGUAUUUCCUAACACUUCCUCUUAAAGCUCAAUAUUUCUGCUUUUUCAA
Molecule: messenger RNA, 3502 nt
Organism: Xenopus laevis (African clawed frog)
Lineage: Eukaryota; Metazoa; Chordata; Amphibia; Anura; Pipidae
Gene: chka.L
Product: choline kinase alpha L homeolog
Exons: 12
Coding region: 160-1425 (421 amino acids)
Biological process (GO): phosphatidylethanolamine biosynthetic process; phosphatidylcholine biosynthetic process; CDP-choline pathway
Cellular component (GO): cytoplasm
Molecular function (GO): choline kinase activity; ethanolamine kinase activity
Source: RefSeq, a predicted model, not a curated record